This is a messenger RNA of Culex pipiens pallens (northern house mosquito), 1299 nucleotides long. RefSeq names its product gustatory receptor for sugar taste 64f-like. Gene Ontology annotation, molecular function: sweet taste receptor activity. The record is from RefSeq and is a predicted model, not a curated record. Gene Ontology annotation, biological process: sensory perception of sweet taste; detection of chemical stimulus involved in sensory perception of taste. Gene Ontology annotation, cellular component: membrane. Lineage: Eukaryota; Metazoa; Arthropoda; Insecta; Diptera; Culicidae. The coding region runs from base 62 to 1180 and encodes 372 amino acids. The transcript is spliced from 4 exons.
CCUGUGCCAACUGUUUGGAGUUUUCCCCCUACAAAGUAUCCUGAAUCGCGCUCCCGAAAGCAUGACGUUCCGAACGGUAUCCGUGACCUGCGUCGUCAGCGCUAUUUCCAUCUUCGGCGGAUACGCCAUGUUGCUGCUCAGUUUGGUACGUCUAGGUCGUGACCUGAACGCCAUCAACGUUGCCGAGCCUAUCUUUUUUGGAAUCUGUGCCACGAGUUUGGUCAUAUUCUGGCAACUGGCCAAACAGUGGCAAGCCAUCGCCGUUGCGUGGUCCCGUACGGAGCGAACCUUUGUACGGUAUCCGUUCCAUAAAUCGAACCUGAAAAGGAAAAUCCGUUUUGUGGCCGCGGCGCUUCUUCUGAUGGCUCUCGCUGAACAUCUUCUUUUCGUUGCCAACAACGUCAGCUAUAUGCUUAAGGAGAUCGACUACUGUAACUGGACGAUACCAGAUCCGGUCAUGUUUUUCUUUGCAAAGACGUUUACCACAACGUUCCAUACCUUUGCGUACAGUCUACCAAUUGCUAUCUACAACGAGUACAUCGUCAUAUCGAUGACGUUCGUGUGGAACUUUGUCGAUCUGUUCAUCAUGCUGAUCAGCAUAGGCAUUGCGGCGCGAUUUGAUCAGCUACGGGACCGCGUCUUUGACCGCAUCAACAGCCGGACACCGACGACCGAACACUUUUGGGAGCAAAUCCGUAUCCAGUACGUGGCGUUGUGCGAACUAGCCGGAACUAUCAAUCGUGCCAUUAACAAGCUGGUGUUUGUAUCCUACGCCAACGAUACCUAUUACAUCGUGUUGCAAAUCAUGAACGCGAAUCAGGAGCAACCGUCGGUGGUCAAUAAGGUGUACUUUUGCUAUUCUUUCGCGUAUCUUCUGCUGCGGACAUUUCUCAUGUUCUGGUACAGUGCACAAGUCGAACACACGAGUCACGGGACGUUCCGGUUGAUUCAGCAGGUACCCACCGCAGAAUACUGCGACGAGCUGCAACGGCUGCAGAUGUACUCCAAGUGCGGUGCUAGCCUCAACGGCAUGGGCGUAUUCAGCGUUUCGAAGCGGAUUGGGUUGACGCUGACCGGAACGAUUAUCACCUACGAGCUGGUACUGCUGUCCUACCGGGAAGGCUCAUCUGACCAACACUCCACCACCGUUUCAUCGUGCGAACCAUGGCACCUGACCUAAUUGCCAUCAGCACUGUUGAAUCUUAAUCGGUUCGCGUGUUACUUCAUUUUUAGCAUAAAAACCUUCAGUUUUCACAAGAUUCUUCUAAAUUUUCCUCCAUACCAAGAAAGAACAGGUCU